GACAUCUCUUAAUUUCCUUCUUGAAUAAUGGAUUCUGAGGGUAACGUUAACAAGACGGGAAGGAGUUCCCUUAUAAUUGUCCAGUAAUAACAUAUGUAAUCAAGAAGCCAAGCAAUUUAACAGCAGAAAUGAUCAUACAACAGUAAGGAGACAGAUGGUUUCGGAGGCUCUUGUUGGUCUCAGAAUCGAGAGUUCUCCCAGUCUUGCAAGCAACAGAAUCAUGGGCAUGGGCUCAGACAUGUUUCUCAAGCCCUUCAAACAAUAAUUGAGAAUCACUUCUCUCUCUCCCUCUCAUCAUCAAUUGCAUUGAAAAUCCCCUGUAUAAAUAGAAUAAUGUUUAACACAUUUCCAAUUCAUCCAUGUAUAGGAUAUAAAGUUGUUAUUUCUGCAAUAACCAAUGAGGCCUCCGCAUUUCAUCCUGUUGUGUCUCCUCACAGCUGUUAUGUAUCUUUGGUCUCCGUAUAAUGAAUUUCAGAAUCUUGCUUCUUCUCCUUCUUCAAUCUUCCUUACAGGAAGGAGAUCACUGAGGGGAUUGAAGAUGCCAUUGCCUGAUCACAAAAACAGGUAUCUUAAAUCAGAGGUGGCGGUUGAUGAGGCUUUGCAAUCAGCGGCGAAAGAUUCCAUGGCGCUCAGAUAUUCAAGGAGCCAUAGCAAUGGCAAUAUGGAGGACCUUGCUUACUACAUUGACUACCAUGGAGUCACAACUCAUCCAACCCCAACCCCCAAACAUCCUAAGCCAUAACUUGAUGCCUUUGUUAUGUCAAAUCAAUAGAUGAAUGUAUAAUUAAUUGAGCAGCAAUAAUUAGGCUAAAAAUAGUUUUGCUUCCAUCAUGGAAGUCUCUCUUUUUUUUAAAAAAAAAAAUAAAGGGGUUAAGGUCAGGUUUUGGCUUUCAUGGUUAUCUUCACUACUAUGAAUUUCAACUUUAAGAUAGAUAGAGUGAAAUUGUAUUGAACGAGAGAAUACUAUCUCUGGUUAUAAGGUAAUAGACUCAAUACUGUUUAUUUA
This is a messenger RNA of Theobroma cacao (cacao), 1006 nucleotides long. Lineage: Eukaryota; Viridiplantae; Streptophyta; Magnoliopsida; Malvales; Malvaceae. The record is from RefSeq and is a predicted model, not a curated record.